Molecule: messenger RNA, 597 nt
Organism: Papaver somniferum (opium poppy)
Lineage: Eukaryota; Viridiplantae; Streptophyta; Magnoliopsida; Ranunculales; Papaveraceae
Product: 40S ribosomal protein S28-like
Exons: 2
Coding region: 115-312 (65 amino acids)
Biological process (GO): translation; ribosomal small subunit assembly; maturation of SSU-rRNA
Cellular component (GO): cytosolic small ribosomal subunit; ribosome
Molecular function (GO): structural constituent of ribosome
Source: RefSeq, a predicted model, not a curated record
UGUGUAUAUAAUGCGAUUAGGGUUUUGGUUUCAUAUCUCUUUCGCCUUUUUCCACCGAAUCUGCUCUGCAACUUGUGUGCGCUCUCUCUCUUUCUCUUUCGUCAAAAACACAGGAUGGAUUCUGGUGUGAAGCUAGCAAUUGUUGUGAAGGUUAUGGGAAGGACUGGAUCAAGAGGGCAGGUGACCCAGGUUAGAGUGAAGUUUCUUGAUGACCAAAACCGUCUCAUCAUGAGGAAUGUCAAGGGACCCGUCAGGGAAGGUGAUUAUCUCACCCUUCUUGAGUCUGAAAGAGAAGCCAGGAGGUUGCGGUAAGAUGCUGUUCUCCUCAAGCAUCUUGUCAGGAGAUUUUUGGCAAUUCAAGUGGUAUCUGAUAAUGGCCUUACAUUUUCCAAUAUUUAGCUGGUUUAUGAUUCCAGAGUAGACUUGCUUCUUCUAAAUGUUAAUUGGAGAUUAUAUACCCAAUUUGAGAUUAUAUACCUGUGUGUGAUGAUUGGGUUAAUGAUUUCAGAGUAGAUUUGGCUUCUUAUUGUUAAUUGAGAUUUGAGAUUAUAUGCCAUUGUGUGUUGAUUGGGUUUAUUUGAUUGGUUAUUAUGAGUA